This is a messenger RNA of Coccidioides immitis RS, 1695 nucleotides long. Its product is annotated as dioxygenase. The transcript is spliced from 2 exons. Gene Ontology annotation, molecular function: carotenoid dioxygenase activity. Gene Ontology annotation, biological process: carotene catabolic process. The coding region runs from base 1 to 1695 and encodes 564 amino acids. Lineage: Eukaryota; Fungi; Ascomycota; Eurotiomycetes; Onygenales; Onygenaceae. The record is from RefSeq and is a predicted model, not a curated record.
AUGGCAAGUUGUGAAAAGGCGUCGCUCAAAUCCUGCGAUGAUUGGCCAAAUCCUCAGGGCUUCGAUACUUCCUACGAAGAGAGGACCCCCAUAGCGCUCACCGUAACGGGGGAGAUUCCUUCCUGGGCGGCUGGGACCCUUUAUCGCUCUGGAAUUGGCCAGGCAGAGAUCAACACGGAGAACAAUGGCACGUUUAAGACGAGACACUGGUUCGAUGCCCUUGCUGUUGUCCAUCGUUUCCAGAUCCUGCCGCCAAAUAAGGAUCACCCCAAGGUGCGGGUGAUAUACAACUCACGUAGCACUUGUGAUGGGCUUAUCAGGCAAAUCCAGAAGACUGGCGACCCAAGGGUGAUGUCGUUUGGGAGAAGAUAUGAUCCAUGCCGAAGUCUUUUCCAAAAGGUAACGUCUGUGUUCCACAAAGGGGGCGAUCCUGCGCCAGAUGAGGUUUCAAUGUCGGUUACUUUAUCGGUUGGGUUUCCCGGGAUGGAGAAGAUUGAAGGAAAAGACGGUGACAGUCGAUCGUCUAUGAAGAUACGAAACCUGAUUAACAAGACGGAUAACUCAAAACUUCAGGCCCUGGACCCAGAAACUCUUGAGCCCGUUGGCAUAGCUUCGCAAACAAUCCUACAUCCAGAUUUAAAGGGUCCUUGUUCGUCCGCCCACGCGAAGUCCGACCCGGUUACUGGGGAUGUGUACAACUUCAAUCUGGAAUUCGGUCGCGACCCGACUUAUCGUAUAUUCCGCGUGUCCGCCUCAACCGGUCAGACAUCAAUUCUUGCCACGCUACAUGCGGCCGCAGCCUAUAUUCACUCGUUUUGUCUCACUGAAAACUACGUUAUUCUUUGUGUCUGGAAUUCAUUCCACGUCGCCGGCGGCUUGAAGGUACUCUGGACCCGAAAUAUAGUUGAUGCAUUGUCGUAUGAUUCAACACGACCUGCUCGGUGGUAUGUUAUCGAUCGCCGUCCGCCAGAUGAAGGUGGGCGGGGGCUUGUAGCUGUGUACGAGAGCGAUGCGUUCUUCUGCUUCCAUACUGCCAACUCCUAUGAACAGCCCUCCUCUUCAGGCAAGGGAAAAGAUAUCGUUGCUGAUCUAAUUAUAUACAAUAAUAUCAACUGCCUAACACAUUUCUACCUCGAAAACCUCAUGUCUACAGCCUCAUCGGCCUCACCCAAACCUGCGCACCUCAGUUACACUACGCGGUUGACCAGAUUCCGGCUUCCAUGUGUUCCGGCGGCAGAAUCAAUGGAUAUCAAGUCACCAAGCAGAGCUGUGAUUGAAUUCCAAACCGAUCCCGAUGAGAUAUUCGAACUUCCGACUCUUAAUCCCCACUACGUUACGCAUCCACAUCGCUACAUAUACGGUGUCAGACACACAAACAACUCUACUUUCUUCGAUGGGCUUGUCAAGUACGAUACGGUAACACAUCGAAUUACGGGUUGGAACGAGCAUGGUCAGAGUGCGAGUGAAGCCAUCUUUAUCCCGCGUAAGUCGGAAGACGGCGCGGAGGAAUAUGAUGAGGACGACGGUGUUCUGCUCUCAGUGGUUCUCAAUGGGAACACAAACAAGUCCUAUCUCUUGGUUCUUGACGCGAAGACCAUGACAGAGGUUGCGAGGGCUGAUACCAAUGGAGCGAUUGGAUUUGGCUUUCAUGGGACGCAUGUUCCGGAUAUCGGUGGGAAAGGAUUGGAUUUCUAA